Pygoscelis adeliae (Adelie penguin) is the source of this 1656-nucleotide messenger RNA. RefSeq names its product splA/ryanodine receptor domain and SOCS box containing 3 (gene SPSB3). The transcript has 6 exons. Gene Ontology annotation, molecular function: protein binding. Gene Ontology annotation, cellular component: SCF ubiquitin ligase complex. The record is from RefSeq and is a predicted model, not a curated record. Lineage: Eukaryota; Metazoa; Chordata; Aves; Sphenisciformes; Spheniscidae. Gene Ontology annotation, biological process: proteasome-mediated ubiquitin-dependent protein catabolic process. The annotation marks the transcript as partial.
UGGGCCACCGGCACACGUGGCUGGGGCUACGACUCCGACGGGCAGCACAGCGACUCGGAUUCGGAGCCAGAGUUUUCCUCCCUCUCGCCUUCCAUCCCGAGCGCCAUCCCCGUGACCGGGGAGUCCUACUGCAACUGCGAGAGCCAGAGCGAAGCGCCCUACUUCUCCAGCCUGCAUGCCCUCCACCGCGUCAAGGACUGCCAGUGCGGAGAGGAGGACGAGUAUUUCGACUGGGUGUGGGACGACCUGAAUAAGUCGACGGCCACCCUGCUGACCUGCGACAACCGCAAGGUGAACUUCCACAUGGAGUACAGCUGCGGCACCGCCGCCAUCCGGGGGAACAAAGAGCUGGCAGACGGGCAGCACUUCUGGGAGAUCAAGAUGACCUCCCCGGUCUACGGCACGGACAUGAUGGUGGGAAUCGGGACGUCGGAUGUGAACCUGGACAAGUACCGCCACACCUUCUGCAGCCUGCUGGGCAAGGACGAGGACAGCUGGGGACUCUCCUACACAGGACUACUGCAUCACAAGGGAGACAAAACAAACUUCUCUUCGAGGUUUGGCCAAGGCUCCAUCAUCGGGUUGCAUUUGGACACGUGGCACGGGACGCUCACGUUCUUCAAAAACCGCAAGUGCAUAGGGGUUGCAGCUACGAAGCUGCAGAACAAGAAGUUUUACCCCAUGGUGUGCUCGACGGCGGCCAAGAGCAGCAUGAAGGUGAUCCGCUCCUGCACCAGCUGCACGUCCCUCCAGUAUCUCUGCUGUUACCGCCUGCGCCAGCUCCUGCCCGACUACGUGGACACGCUGGAGGUGCUGCCAUUGCCACCAGGACUCAAGCAGGUGCUACACAACAAACUGGGGUGGGUCUUGAGCAUGAACUAUAGCACGUCGAAGCCUUCCUCCUCCUCCUCAUCGGGAAGCGACUCAGACAGCUCCUGUGGCUCAGACGCAGAGGCCUGCCAAAGGAAGAGGUGCAGGAGGACAUAAUGUCUCUGCAGAUGAACUGCUGUGAGGGAGUCGGGUGGGGUUUUGUUCCGCCGUCUGCGAGGACCAGCCAGGCCUGAUGCACCUCUUUCUUCACGGGGACUUCCAUUUCUACUUGUUUGGAAAGAUUUCUCUUACGCUGUUGGAAGUCUUUAGCCUAAACAUCCAUCACGUACAUUGAAAAGACCUGUAGGCUUAGAGAGGUCCCAGCUCUGUGAAACAGGUAAACUGCAGCCCAGUGUCUGAGCUUCAUCUCCUGACCUGCUGUCAAAGCCGUCGCCUCUUCCUGAAGGAUCCCUCUUCUCUGCAGACUCUCAGCAGAGACAAGAUUUAAGGUGGCCUCCCGGUUUCAAAGCGUACUAGACUCUAGUCACGUAACGGACUCGACUCCUCAAAAGACAAAGACCAGUCCCCUCCUCCUAACUGUUGCGUGUUGGUUUGGUAUCUGCGAUGAACUCGUCGCGCUGUGGGGCACGAUCGAGCGGCAGCACGUAGGGCCAGGGGCUCCUAGAGAUGCAUCUGCGUCGCUGUUGAGAGAGCAGUUGCUUACAGGAGUUGAGCUGUUGGUGAUCCCUCUCGAGCCCCCGAUGACUUUAAUUGCUUUGCAUGUUGGCUCCUGCUGCUUCUACUGUAUCAAAGACUGUAUUAAACUGUAAUAAUAAAAGUAGAAAC